AUGUCUAAGACAUCGGGGGGGAUAUUGCAGCAUCAACAGAAGAAACAGAAACCCACCAAGCGGACGUGGCAGGACACAAUUGACGACAUCCUCGCCAUCUUGAACACUGACAACAUGACAUUAGGGGAGAUGGAACACCACCUGUUCCGAGCAGAGACCUCGCAUCCGCCAUUCAAGCGAAGCGAAUCUCACAAGCAGUACAUAUCCAAGUUCCUAAGGGGCCAUGCGAAGAUCGGAGUCGGCCAGAUUGUGAAGCUCUGGAUGGGCAAUCCAUUCGGCAAGGACAGCAGUAUGCCCAUGUACUCCCUUGAAACACCGUACCAACAGAUCCUACCUGCGCAUGCCGCUCUCAUGGCUUUUGCAGCCCAGAACGUUGAAGAGGAGCUCAUCCGCGAAGCCACAAAAGCGACCGACAAGACUAGCAGCCUUCGCGUGAAGAACCUAGCACGGACAUCAGGCAAUCAGAUAGGCAGCAGCAGUGGGACGGAUUGCGAGAAGCUUAGCUGGAGUGGAAUGGGGAGCACGACUAUGUCCGAUAUUUCGGACACUGUCCGACAGCGUCAACCUCUCAUGUACAAGCUGUGCUUGAGUGUUGCUACUCCCAAGGCACGCAAGAGGAACGGUGUCAUGGUGGUGAGGAGUAAACGGCCUGCUGAGUUGAUUACUUUAAGCAGCAUCACCGCACUCGACUUUUCGCGCUCAUGGCACUCCCAAAAGCACCAGCUCACAUCUAGCAUAUACGACUUUGCACUGGGAGUUCCGCAUGAUCUCUUCACGCACAACAGUCGGAAGGGGACAGGUGUUGCCUACAGCACCGUAUAUCGAAGCCUACUUGAGUUGUCUGCUCAGGAAGCGGUCGCAGCGAAGUGUGCAGGUCGGGACCUGGAGAGUGUUGGUGUCCUGACCCUCGACAAUGUUCAGCAUCAUCACAAACAUGAUGUACGUUACUCAUCAAUGGGGAUGACGGACCAGAUGGUUAUUGGGGUGGCUGGCACAUAUGCGCAGCUACAUGGCAUCGAUGUCAAGGCUCUCAACCUUGAAGACAAAGCGGAGCGGCAGGCCAAGAGUGAGCGUAGGACGGUGAAUACCAAUCAGCUGCUGGAUUUUGUCAACCACGCACAUGUCGACAAUGUCUUUGCCACGCACUGGAUACUCCUGCUUGUUAACGAGGUGCCACAGCUUCAUCACCUUAAAGAUCGUGUCUCGGAAAUAUUCCGUACGCGGUGUGCCAUCAAACCACUCCCUGCGAAGGCCAACAAGGUCUACCCGUUGGCUCCAGUCAGCAAAAACGAGACGGUCACCACUGAGCUGAAGGAUACCUUUGUCGAUAUGCUAGCUCAGCUUGGACAGCUUCCCGAGGACUUCGACGAACGGCUCUUGUUCACCUGCGGCGACGGUCUCACUUACGACAAAACACUUCAGCUGCAGAAGUACUUACAGGACCAUGACACGCCCUUCGAGAAACUCGAGAUUCUUCAACCUCUGCUGGCACUGUGGCAUACUUUGUGGACAGACCUCAGCCGGCUCGUCGAACACCACUGGGGAGACAAGAACAACAACGAUCCGUCAACGCUUGGUCAUAACGCUGCCAAAAUUGGAAGACCUACCCCUUCCGAUCUCAAGAAGGUUGACUUCUAUCCCGGUAUGAACCUUGUUACCACCGUACUGAAGGCUCGGACACUCGACUGCUGGGGCCACAUACUUGGCAUUGGUAAUCAAGAUCUGUUUCGUCAUUUCGAAGAGCUCGAGAAGAAGGACGAGUUGCCUACCUUUGAAGACUUGGAGGCAUUGGCUCAAAAGCUCCAUCACACUUACUCAUCCACCCGAGGACUUCAACGUGCUUGUCGCGACGUGAAUGCGAACCAGGAAUGGGCAAACACCGUACCCGAGGGCUCUCCGGUGCAGCAGCCAGCGGAUAGCAAGUCGGACUUCGCAGGUGAUAUGGCUCUCGCACGUUCGAUCGCAUUUAUUCGGGACGCCCUUGUAUGUUACGAGGCGUCAUAUGCUGCUGCUGAAGGUGACGUCGGGCGCGUUUAUGAAAUGCUGAAGUUGAUGCUCUUCACGUUUGCGGGAUCUAGCCACUCAAAAUAUGUCAACUAUCUGCUCGAAAGCAUAGUGUCAGCGGAACUCGAAUCAUCGCCUGAACUUCACGAUGCAAUGCUUACCGCCAUGCUAGUUAACUUGACGGGGCAGCCAGGGCAUUUCAUGGGGCUCGACUUCAUGCAGGAGUACUUCAAUCGGCUCCUGCAAACAGUUGUUCAGCGCAAGGGUCAGGAAUACGGUGAUACAUUCGUACGUGACGUUGUCUCUCGGAACCUGUACCACUUCUCUCGGCUUAAAGCCGAGUUCGCCACUACAGUCGCACUUUACCUUGGUGUUCACCGGUCGUAG
This is a messenger RNA of Coniophora puteana RWD-64-598 SS2, 2391 nucleotides long. RefSeq lists its product as uncharacterized. The transcript is spliced from 4 exons. The record is from RefSeq and is a predicted model, not a curated record. The coding region runs from base 1 to 2391 and encodes 796 amino acids. Lineage: Eukaryota; Fungi; Basidiomycota; Agaricomycetes; Boletales; Coniophoraceae.